AUGACGGGGUACUCUCCAGUUCCAACGGGCCACGAUGCUAUCCCACCGCUGUCUGGAAGGAUUUGCUAUUCCUGGGAGCCGCUAGAGCAUUCGAGCAAGAGCGGCCAGUGCCUCGCCACCCUGGAGGGCCACAUGGCGGGGGUCACGUGCCUGCUGGCCGCGGACGGCAGCCUGCUCAGCGGCUCGGCGGACAGGACCAUCCGGCAGUGGGACCCCCGGACGGGCGACCUGGUGGCCAUCAUGGAGGGCCGCACGGGCAUCGCGUGCCUGCUGGAUAGCGGAGCCGCCUGCUUCAGCGGCAUGGCGCGCGGGUAUCCAAUGAGAUUUCCGCCACCACGGCUUCCUCCCAGCCCGGCGACGCCAUGCUCCGCGCAGGAGGAGACCAUGGAUGCGCGGGAUCUGAGCGGGAAGGAGGACGACUCGUCUUCGGAGGACGCGUCCGAGGAAGGGUUCGAUGAUCCGUGGUCGGGCGAGGCACGUCUGGUGAGGACGGCGGCCUUGCAGCGUACCGCCCCUGGUCCUCCCAACGCGCUGCGCGGGGCCGCCCGCGUCGAGCAGCGGACGCGCCGACGGCAGACCAUCCGCCCGGGCGUCGCCAAGCUCGGCAGGAGGCCCGGCGCCGGCCGCGGCAGCAAACUUCGUUGCGGGGGUGGCUCCACUUUUCCCGAGCUCUGGACCGGCCGGUCGGAGCGCGAGCGCCAACACCCCGGCACGCGGCCCGCUCGGCCAGAGUUCUUGGCGAUGGAGCUUGUCCAGUGCCCGCCUGGCUUGUCGUUUCCGGCCGUGGCCGAGAAGCCGAGGAGCUGGUCGAAGGGCGUGCCGGACAUGGUGCUGCCGCAGCGGUGGACAUCGGCCGAGGAGCUGGCCGUGUGCCUGCCCGGCAUGCUGCUCUCCAUCUCCUCCAGCCCGGAGCUGGCCCCGACGAGGCGAGCCUCGACGCCCUGGCCCUCGCGCGGCAUCCUCCGCAGGCGCAGCGAGCUCGCGCCCUCGCCCCGGCUGCUCGACGACGGGCUCGACGCGCCCUCGCCGAGGCCCGCGCACGCGCCGGCGUGCCUGCCGGGCAUGGUGUCGCCCCGGGAGCGUGAGACGACGCCGCCCGCGCCGAGGGCCCUGCGCGGCAUCCUCCGCGGCCGCGGCGCCGCGCGCGCGCCCUCGCCGAAGGCCGCGGCCCGCGCCGGGCUCGGCAGGCGCCUGCAGCUGAGCAGGCCAGGCAUGGUGAGCCUCCGAAGGGCCGUGGGCGCCCUGCGGGGCGGCGCCCCGAGGGGCCGCUCGGCGAGGGGCCGCUCCGCGGGGGCGCCGGAGCCCACGCGCGAGCGGGUGUGCUUCCGCCCCGUCGCCGAGGCCGACGUCCACCACGUGCCGGCGUACUCCAGCUACUACGGCGUCGACCCAAGGCUCUUCGAGUUCGACCGGAAGGGCAUGAUGCGGCUGACGGACGAGGGCAUCGUAGAGGCGUUCCGGCGCAAAGAGGCAGGCCUGCCCCCACUGGACCUGGAGAUGGGCGACGAGAGCGGCCUGAGCAGAAGUGAGUCUUGA
Molecule: messenger RNA, 1536 nt
Organism: Prorocentrum cordatum
Lineage: Eukaryota; Dinophyceae; Prorocentrales; Prorocentraceae
Source: the annotation of a GenBank genome assembly